Molecule: messenger RNA, 1281 nt
Organism: Drosophila willistoni
Lineage: Eukaryota; Metazoa; Arthropoda; Insecta; Diptera; Drosophilidae
Exons: 2
Coding region: 63-521 (152 amino acids)
Source: RefSeq, a predicted model, not a curated record
CCCCAUCUCUACUGCGAAUCGCAUAUUAUUAUUAUUGACAAAAAUAAACCAAUUUACUCAAAAUGCUCGUGUGCACAUAUGAGAAUUGUAAAUUUCAAACAUCUAGAUCUUCAAAUUUCAAGCGCCAUCAAGCUUCCCACCAAAGGACCUACGAGGGAAGAUAUGCAUGCAGCCUGUGCAACUAUAGAUGUAAUUUUUUACAUAACAUAAAACGCCAUUUGAAGUUGAAACAUGCUGGCCAAGGCUUGGUAAUCUUAGUGGAGCGGACGCCACUGUCCGCGGAGACAACAGAGUGCCAAUGCUUGGAGAGCACUCACGAGAACGAUUUUGAUAUAGUGAUCGAGGAGGAUCCAAUAAUAGUAUAUGAAGAGGAGCAGGAGCAGGAGCAAGACCUCGUAGUAACAUACGCGAAGGAGGAGCCCGUAACAGAGUAUGAAGAGGAUUCAAUAAUAGUAUAUGAGGUAAUAUCCCCACCAGGUCAGGAGGAGUCAAUAGAGGAAGAGGAGUAUAUAACCGAGUAAAAGUUCUAAAAAUCUAAACUGGCAAGUCCAAAGGCUUGCAAUGGCUAUAAUAUUCUAAAAGACUGGUAGAUAACAUUGACGACGGCACCAAAGCAAAGUGUGUCUGUCUUUAUAGGCUAGUGUAAAGGAGCAGACGGUACGAGAUUAAACGUGACAAAGGCUUUAAUAUGGAAAGAACAAAAUGAUUGCAAAAUUUUGAUCUUUUCACAGCAGGAUUUUAUUUCCCAUCAUAAGGAUUACCAGUUAUUCAAACGCAUAAGAGUCCCUGGUAUAAAUAGGAUCAAAUCUUGAUCAAAUUAAUUUCUAGGAUAAAAUCAAAUAAUAAGCUCUAUUUUGAAUGCAUUUAGUUUUUAGUUUAAAAGUAAAUAAAAUCAGGAUAUGCAACAAAGCUAGAUUAUCUUAGAAAUUGCAUAUUAGUUGCACAAUUUUUUACGUUGCUAAAUAACAAUUGUUAACAGUAAUUAAUUAUGAUUAAGUUGAAAUUUUCAAACAACAUAUUUUUAUAUUGUCGAAACCAAAUAUUGGCGUAAAUACAUUAAUGGAAAAAAAGCCUUAUAUGGAUUAUAAAUAUUUCUUGUAAUUCAUGAAAUGUCCGUUCUUAUGAAUUAGAACCAAUUUCACCAAUAGUGGAUGUAGUUGGCUUUAUAAUAUUAAGUUUUUCGACAAUAUGAGCGAUGCUGAUACUGAAACAAACAUAACAAAACGUUGAACUUUUUACAAUAAUAAAUAUCAUUAUUCUUAUAUAUUGUGUAAAUUAAAA